UCACAUGACCUGUACCUGUUCCUCCCGUCCAUCGCUAGGGGACUCAGCCCUGUGAGAUGUCUCUCUCCGGUCGUGGUGUCCGUGUUCGUGUGUGUGUCUGUGAUCACGGUCUGUGAGCAGCAGUCGUCGCCACUGUGCGUCGCUGAAGAUGUUGCAGCAGCAGCAGCCUCUGACAGGCAACGGGCCCUCCAAUGGCCGGGGACUCGGUUUGAGCGGCCACCCCGGGAUGCACGCGCUCAACUCGGUGCACCAAGCCUCCCAGCGCCGGUCCGACGGAGGGGACGCGGGCCUCGAGGGCUCGGAGAACGGACACGAAUCCCGCAGAGACAUCGGCGACAUUCUGCAGCAGAUCAUGACCAUCACCGACCAAAGUUUGGACGAGGCACAAGCAAAGAAACACGCACUCAACUGUCACCGCAUGAAACCCGCGUUAUUCAGCGUGUUGUGUGAGAUCAAGGAGAAAACUGGUCUGUCAAUGAGGAAUAACCAGGAGGAGGAGCCUCAAGAUCCUCAGCUGGUGCGAUUGGACAACAUGUUGUUGGCGGAGGGUGUGGCGGGGCCGGAGAAGGGUGGCGGUGCCGCUGCUGCCGUGUCGGCAGCCACCAGCUCGGGAGGGAUGUCACCUGACAGCACGCUCGAGCACUCCGACUACAAAAGCAAGUUGAGCCAGAUUCGCAGUAUCUACCACACUGAGCUGGAGAAGUAUGAGCAGGUAUCGUGUCGCAACAGGAGAUGAGCACUGACAUUGCCUGUGCACGCUUGCUUGUACUAGAGCUGCUCACCCGAAACAUAAUCCACUGGCAUGUUAGUUCUAGAGUUCACAGCAGAUAACUGUUCCUUGCCAGGGAAUUCUCCUUUGUCUUUAAGUUGCUGAUCAAAACACACCAGACAGGUACAAGCUUCAUGUCACAAAUUCCAACCUGCACUUAAGUCCUAAUUGUUGCUGUUAUUCAAAACACCAUUCAGAUAUGUUAUGAAAUACAUGUUUCCUGUUGAAUUUACUGCACAUUUAAA
Messenger RNA from Paralichthys olivaceus (Japanese flounder), 1014 nucleotides. Lineage: Eukaryota; Metazoa; Chordata; Actinopteri; Pleuronectiformes; Paralichthyidae. The record is from RefSeq and is a predicted model, not a curated record.